Messenger RNA from Prorocentrum cordatum, 429 nucleotides. The record is from the annotation of a GenBank genome assembly. Lineage: Eukaryota; Dinophyceae; Prorocentrales; Prorocentraceae.
GAACAGGGCUACGACGACGAGAACGGAGAGGGCGUCGGCAACGAGACCUACUUCGGCGACGAGGCGGACGAGGGCGACGGCGAGCUGGACCUCGAGGACGCGGGCGAGGACGACCCGGCGCGGCAGGUUGGCGCCGCGGCGCUCAACUUCGGCACCCUUGACCACGUCCCGGACCGCGGGGCUGAGCUGGGCAGCGAGGCGGCGUCGGAGGGCGCGGGCGCGAAGGAGCUGGCGUUCACGUCGUUCGGCGCAGCCUGCCAUGCGACGCGCGGCGGCGCGGUCGAGCGCGCGCUGGCUGGGCUUCGGGGCGAGACAGCAGGCUGCGCAGCGCUGGUCUGCGUCGCGACCCAGACGCUCGGAUCUACCAGGGCGCCGGGGCAGAUCAUCGAGGAGCAGGGGGCCGCGGGAGCGGGCGCCGACGGCGAGACG